Gadus chalcogrammus (walleye pollock) is the source of this 4292-nucleotide messenger RNA. It is a transcript of the gene btd, whose product is annotated as biotinidase. Gene Ontology annotation, molecular function: hydrolase activity, acting on carbon-nitrogen (but not peptide) bonds, in linear amides. Bases 1532 to 3172 code for a protein of 546 amino acids. Lineage: Eukaryota; Metazoa; Chordata; Actinopteri; Gadiformes; Gadidae. The record is from RefSeq and is a predicted model, not a curated record. The transcript is spliced from 6 exons.
CGCGAAAAUCGGAUCCAUGGAAUCCAGGCUGUAUCGCAGCGUGAAAUGAAAUCGCGCACAAGGCAGCAUUGGGUAUCACCAGACACCUAAAUAGUAAUUUAGGAAGGAUUACUGGAGAAAUCAAACAACUUUCCAUGCCUUUUAUUUUCCAUUCCUUUGAAUGUUAUUGACUAACAUAUGGGUAGUCUCUAAAGCACCGGAAACCAUUCUUUAAUCACGUUGGGGCAUUCAAGGAGCCUCCACCAGCUGGCGCUGUAUGAACACCGGUAUUGUUCAUUAAAAUAACAUAUUUCACUUUCGUUGCCCCUAUUUGUAAACAAUCGAAAUCUAACCCUAACCAAUAUUGAGUGUAAAGAAUAUAUUAAUAUUUGAAUAACAUUAUUUUUUUUUAACAUUAUUCUUGACAACGAAUAAAUAACUGCAGCGAACUAAUUUGGAUUUCUGACAUUUUAUUUGACAAUCAUUUGAAGGAUAAAUAAAGUUCCUGAAUUUAUACAAAAGGUGGCAUUAGGACAAAUCGGGUUCGACUACAUGAUAGUCAAAUAUACAUUAUGGUUUUGUUUCAUAUUGUCAUUCAUCUGUCGAAGACUUCUGUGCUUUUCCUACAGGGUCAGCGAUCACAACAAUCCCCCAGGCUCCCAAACCUGCAAAACAAGCGUUUGUACCGAAUUUAAAUCUGGAUAUCAUGCAUCAUCUACACAAUAAAGCACAAUCACGAAGGAAAGCUUACUAGCAGCGAAGGUGAGCUGCAUGGCCAGGCCGAUGGUCGGAGGGGCUCCUGUCCGCAUGACGCUCUUAGCCGCCCGGAACACAUACAGCCCGCCGGCGAUCAGACCUCCGCCCGACAGCAGCCGGCAGCUCCAGCAGCUCUGGAACCGCUCCCUGGGGCUAGAGACCGCUGCGGCUCCCGCUGUCGGCGCUGGUUCAGCUACUGUUGACAUUUUCCUGUUCUGGACUCGGCUCUAUUCCUCUUGACUGUGGUGAUGCUUCUGCACUCAGACGAUGACGUAUAUGAUGUCCGAAGUGUUCCGCGGCAGAUAUGUGCAGCCACCGAUAAUGAAGUCGAGAUAUUAGUUACAAAAUAAUGAAAUCGUGUUCUGUAGGGCAUGGGUGUGAGGAUUGUUUACAGAUCACCUUUCAGACAACAGUUCCGGGUUAUGUUUUUUAAACUUCCAGUCUGCCUCUUUCAAAAUAAGAUUCCAUGUAUUAUGCUUUGGUUAAGAUGCAAUUCCGUAUUCAUCACAUUGGGCUCCAUUAUUGGGAGGAAAAUGUAUUUUACUUGAAAUGUAACGUUUCAAUGGCAGACUUUGUGUGUCUCGGAUCUCAGCAAGACAACAAGAAACGCAUAAACUAUAUUGUGAAAUGAUACCCUUUACGUCGGUGGUGCUCGGAUAGCUCACUGUAAAGGGGGCGUUUCGUUAAUUACGGUCUAAAGUGCACUAUCGGCUGGUCUACUCUGCACAACUCGUCAAAUUAUGUUCCACUCACAAUCCCUCCAAUUGCGGACGAGUAACCGGUUGGACAGUUACAUAUGGAGACUCUUACAGCGUUAACUAUGGAUAUCAGAGGUUUCUCGAUAACUCUUUGUUUUCUGAUUUGUGUCUUUCCGUCGUCGUUUGGUCUGAAUCCCGAUGAAGUAGAGAGACUGGGUAGAUCUUCAUACAUAGCGGCGGUGUAUGAACACCGGGUUGUGUUGACCCCUGAGCCGCACCUGGCCCGGACGCGGGCCGCUGCGCUAAGACACAUGAGGACCAACCUGGACGUCUUCGAGGAGCAGGCCAGGCGGGCAUCUCAACAAGGUGUCCAGAUCCUGGUGUUUCCAGAGGACGGCAUUCAUGGUUUCAACUUCAGCCGCUCCUCCAUAUCCAGCUACCUAGAGACCGUCCCUGACCCCCGACUUGAGAGCUGGAACCCCUGUACCCAGCCGGGAAGAUACAACAACACUGACGUGCUCCAGCGGUUGAGCUGUAUGGCCCGUUGCUACAGCCUCUACCUGGUGGCCAACAUGGCCAGCCUGCAGCCCUGCCCCGCAAGCACGGACCCCCCCACCUGCCCCCCCGAUGGCCGCUGGCAGUUCAACACAGACGUAGUUUUCAGUUCUGACGGCCAGCUGGUGGCACGCUACCACAAGCAGAACCUUUAUUUUGAAAAGGCCUUUGACGUGCCCCCGAGCCCAGAAUUGAUCACCUUCGACACACCCUUCGCCGGGCGGUUCGGCGUCCUCACUUGCUUCGAUCUGAUGUUCCGCGAGCCCGCGGUGGGGCUGGUGGAGAGGGGCGUGCGCCAGCUGGUCUACCCCACCGCCUGGAUGAACCAGCUGCCCCUGCUCGCCGCCGCCCAGUUCCAGCGAGCCUUCAGCCUGGGCGCCGGCGUCACGGUGCUGGCGGCCAACGUCCGCAGUGAUGUGCUGGGCAUGACAGGAAGCGGCAUCUUCACCCCGGCCUCCGCCCUCGCCCACCACCACUCGUUCCAGGGCCAGCCCGAGGAAGGCCGGCUCCUGGUGGCCCGGGUGCCUGUGUUGGAUCCCCUGUGGUCGGGAGCGGAGGAGGAGGCUGCUGGGGGAGAGGUGGAGGACGUCGGUGGAGAUGGGUCCUUUUGGUCUGUGGUGGAGUCCAGACACUGCAAGCAGGAGGAGAACAACUGUUUGGAUUCCAUGGCUUCAACCCCAUCUCCCUCUCUUCGCCCCGUUACCUCCUCCUCCCCCACUUUUCAUUCCUCCAUGAUGUAUGACCUCUUCACGUUCGCCCGGCUCCCGGCGGUGCAGGGACAGCUGAGGGUCUGCCAGGGCACCCUCUGCUGCCACCUGCAGUACCGGAGGUCACAGCCAGGGGGCGGCGAGCUCUACGCGCUCGGGGCGUUCACUGGCACGCACACAGUCAAUGGCCGCUACGCCCUGCAGGUUUGUGCAUUGGUCCGAUGUGCCGGCCAAAAGGCAACGUCCUGCGGACAGGAAGUGGUGGAGGCCGAGUCUAAGAUGGACUUCGUGUUGAGCGGGAGGUUUGAGACGCCGCACGUCUACCCGUCGCUGGUGGUCAGCGGCGUGAAGCUGGAGCAGCCCCGACACCUUGACAUAAAGCCCACCGGCACCGUUACCAUGGCGCACUCCAACAUGGCCGCAGGCCUGGUCACCGCCUGUCUCUACGGACGCAUGUAUCACCUGGACCGGGUCUGAAGUGUUUGCAUUUUUGCAAUGCAAACCUUUACACAAUUUACACAAUUUAUCAAUUUGUAUUGAAAUUAAUUUAAUUUAAGGGAUAGUCUUGACUGAAUAAAAGGGUUCAUGUAUAAAAUAUAUAUAUAAAUCGAUAAUUACAUUUUGACAAAUCUCAAGACUUUGCUGCGACCUUUGACCAUUUGAUGACUUCAGCGGCACUUCCAGUGAAUGAUGGCUCGUUCAGAUCGCUAGGAAUUAUUGGGAAAACAUUUUCGCUACGUCAGAGAGUUCUUGUGAAUGACACCUCCUGACCUUCUAAUGAUUCUACUUCUGUUUAGCAACUGGGGCCAGAUUUGAUAGAGAUGCCCAGUUGGUGACGAAUAGUUAAGAUUCCGAACGCAGUGCACAUGAACGGUCGCUGUCGGGAACGCGCGUAAGUGUCACUGACGAGGCAUUACCAGGAUCAUGAACGCGCCUUGAACAACACAACUCAUGCUUUAGUGGAGUCUGCUUUUUGCCCAUUACCAUCCACUCCCCAAGAAACAACAUCUUCUGUAUCUUUUCAAAACAUAUCUUUUUUUUAUUACGUCAAACGCCUUUAAAAACAUUUACAACAAGGACAAAUCCGUCCUUGUUGUGUGUGGAAAUGUUUCUCGGAAAGUCCAUGGAUCUUUUCUAUCUCUGACACAGAUAAUUAACACACACACACACACACACACACACACACACACACACACACACACACACACACACACACACACACACACACACACACACACACACACACACACACACACACACACACACACGCAGGCACACAUGCAUACACAAACACGCACACACACACACACACAGGCACGCACGCCCACACCCACACCCACACACACCUCUUCAUUACACAACAGUACAGACCAAGACCAAAAAAUCCAAAGUUGCAGUCCAGAGGCGUCCCACACCCCGGGCAGUGGACAGGGAAAGGCUAAAAUUCAAAUGUACUGUAUACUAUUUAUAUUCUAUUUCAUUCAACAUAGAUACUUUAAUUUUCCCUCUUUCCCGAUCUCCUGAGUGGUUGGCUGGCCUGUCAGUCAAUCAGGGGCAGCGGCCAAUAGCAGCGUCUCUGAGACACAUUAACCGGGCA